AGCGCCUGUGUGUGUGUGGAAUAGCGUGAACAAAACCAUUCUAUUUACGACUCGAAAAAAGUUAUUUUUAUAACAAAAAUAAAAAUAAUCUUUUUAAUUUUUUUUCAUCAAUUUCAUUAUUUUUAACUAAUAAUUUUCAUAAUUAUUUAUAAUUAUUAUCGUUUGAAAUGGGUGUUCCAAAAUUUUACCGAUGGCUUAGUGAACGUUAUCCAUGUAUUAAUGAAUAUGUUAAUCAAUAUAAUAUACCUGAAUUUGACAAUUUUUAUGUUGACAUGAAUGGUGUGUUUCACAUAUGUUCACAUCCAAGUGAUGAUGUUCAUUUUCGAAUACCUGAAUCUCAAAUAUUUGAAAAUAUUGCUACUUAUGUGAAUUUUUUAUUCAAUUUGGUUCAACCACGUAAAGUAUUCUUUUUAUCUGUUGAUGGCGUAGCACCAAGAUCCAAAAUGAAUCAGCAAAGAUCACGUCGUUUCAAAUCAGCACAAGAAGCUAUUGAGAAAGAAACUAAAGCUAGACGAAUGGGACAAACAUUGCCCAGUGAUCCUCGUUUCGAUUCUAAUUGCAUAACACCGGGAACGGAAUUCAUGAACAAAUUACAUUUGUUUAUGGUAGAAUUUAUUGCUAAAAAAAUACAAAAUUGUCAAGAAUGGCGCGAAGUCGAAAUCAUUUAUUCGGGCUAUGAUGUACCUGGCGAAGGUGAACAUAAAAUUAUGGAUUAUAUUCGGUAUAGUAAAACCAACGAUUCAUUUGAACAUGAUACUCGACAUUGUUUGUAUGGACUUGAUGCCGAUCUAAUUAAUCUUGGAUUAAGUACACACGAGCCAUAUUUUUCAGUGUUAAGAGAAGAAGUUACUUUUGGUAAAUCCAAACAACGACAUUGUGAUCCGAUUCGCACAAAUUUUCAAUUAUUACAUCUUUCCAUUUUACGAAAAUAUAUUUUUCACGAAUUCCAAGAACUAGAACGACAAAUGAAGUUCAGAUUUGAUCUCGAAAAAAUUAUUGACGAUUGGAUUCUUAUCAAUUUUCUCGUUGGAAACGAUUUUCUACCUCAUGUACCAAAAUUUCAUAUCAACAAAGGUGGAAUUCAAAUUUUAUAUGAUACCUACAAAUCUAUAUUGCCUGAUCUAGAUGGCUAUCUCAACGACUCUGGUACAUUGAACUUGAAAAGAUAUCAGAAAUUUUUGGCAAAAUUAUCAGAACACGAUUUGGACAUGUUCAAUCAGAACAAUAUGGAUUUCAGCUAUAUUGAUGACGUGAAUGACAUAACUUUUGGCAGUGGUGUUGAUUUGGGACAAAAUUUUGAUUUCGAAAAAAUGCAAGAAUUAACCGAAGAAAAUUCUCUUCUUUCGGAUACCAAUUCAUCUUCUGAUAUUGAUGAUUCAUCCAGCGAAAAUGAAUUGGAUGAUGAGUUUGUUAUGCACAAAAAUCAUUAUUAUACGACCAAGUUGGCAUUCAAAGAUUUAGCAGCCGAUGUUCCAAAAAUUGUUUUCGAAUACAUCAAAGGUAUUCAAUGGGUGUUGCAUUAUUAUUUUGAUGGUUGUGUUUCAUGGAAUUGGUUUUAUCCAUUCCAUUAUGGACCUUAUGUUUCUGAUUUAGCCAAAAUUGAUAUUUCUGAAGAAUUCCAUUUCGAAAUGGGAACUCCUUUCCAGCCAUUAGUACAAUUAUUAGCUGUUCUUCCUCAAGCAAGCAAAGAAAUCCUACCCAAAGCUUUUCAAAAACUUACCUAUAUUCCUGAUUCACCACUGAUUGAUUAUUUUCCAAAUGAUUUCAAGACGGAUUUAAAUGAAAAAAUUCACGAUUAUGAAGCUAUUAUUUUGAUACCAUUCAUGGAUGAUCAAUUAUUGAUGAAUACUUUUGAACAGUACAAAAAUGGCUUGACUUCUGAAGAAGUUGAACGUAACCGAUUUGGCUUUCAUCAUCUAUUGAAAUGGUCGGAUGAAUCUCCCGAAAUUCGCGAUGCGUUUGAUUUGGAUCGAUUCCCUAAUGUAUUUGAUCAGAAGAUUCCUCUAAAUCAAUUCGUUUUACCUCGUGAAAUUAUAUACAAAGGUGUGCGGAAAAAUGUCGAUUUAGAUGCUGUAAAUGGAUUUCCUUCAUUUAAUGGCAUUGAUUAUUCGGUACGAAUGGAAAAUGCUCGAAUUAGAGUAUUUGAGUUUGCUUCACAAAAUCCAACUAUGAUGAUUGAUGUUGAAAAGAAGUUCUACACAAUGGAAUCUUUACAAAUUUUGGCAACAAAAUUUUCCGACAAAAUCGUUUAUAUUAAUUGGCCAUUAUUAGCUGAAGCCAAAUUGGUUGAAAUGAUUGAUAGUGAAUUUAGAUAUUCAAAAGAAACCAAAUCAAAAAUAACUCCAGAAGAGUUGCGUUCUGCCGAAAUAUCAUCACGUAAUCAUUGUCUAAUGAUGAAAAACAAAAAAGGAAUAAUAUUAGAAUCUGUUGAACAGAUGGUCAAAGUUUUGCCAUUACAAUCACAACGAUAUAUUAUAAGCGGAGGAAGAAUUCAACUUCACAAAGAAUGGUCAACAACAUCGCAAUUUGUUCCUAUCGAAUUGGUCAUUUUUGAAAGUUCAAUAGCCCAUUAUCGAUCAUUACCAGUUUAUAAAUCCUUGCAUACAAUAUUUACUAAGGGUAAAUCAUUUUAUUUAAUUGCAAAUCCUUAUUAUGGUUACAAAGCAACAGUGGUGAAAUAUCUGGCAAAAAAUAACCAUGUUCAAGCGAAUGUCGUUGUUUCUUCUGAACCUGAUUUUAGUGAGAUUGAAAUGGAAUAUUCAUACAUAAUGAGUGAGAAUUAUUGCACUGAAGGUCGUGUUGGAUUUAUGGUCAAACGGGAAUUGAAUUUACCCGAAAGCGUUAUAAGACGUUUGUUGGGCUCAGUAUUAUGCAAAUACCAAACAAACAAAGGUCGGGUGAAGCGUGUCAAUGUUGGUCUUAAGCUUAAAUCUCGACAUGAUGGUGAGCUAUAUUGUGUUCCAGGUUAUUCAUGUAUGGAUCGAGAUGAUAUUUUUUUUCAUAAAAGUGUUAUCAAUAUUCUUCUCGAAUAUCAUGCAAAAUUUCCUCACGUAUUUGAAAUGUUGAUUAAUCACAAACCAAUAUACGAAUUGGAAAAUCUUUUUCCUGGUUCUAAUUUGGACCAAAGUGAAAAAACAAAAGCCUUGAAUAGUAUCAGAGACUGGUUAGAUUUGCAAGAAUUUUCAAAAAUCGGCACUACGCGUGGAAAUGCCAAUUAUUUGGACAAUUGUAUUGUGAAGGCUAUUGAAGAGCGAAUUGAAUCUCAUAUGGUUUUGCUGUGCGAAGAACAAACAUUCACGCAAAAAUUGCAUCCAUCAAGUUUUUACAUACCAGAGUUCAUUCUCAAAGGAAGCUAUCUUCCCGAUGCAAAAGUAAAAUAUCAAUUAUUUGAUCGAGUUGUGAAUGUGAAAACAUCAAUUAUUGUACCAUUUGGUGCUAAAGGAACUGUGAUUGGUAUUUAUUCUGGUAAUGAUCACUUGAAUAGAUUCACACGUUUUAAUAAUGCGCCAAAUGAAGAAGUUGAAGAAGAGAAAAAAUCAGACGAUGAUUUAUUAUCUUCAACGAUUGAAGUUUUAUUUGAUGAACCAUUCGAGGGUGGUUUUUCCGAACGCAGUUCGAAAUCCAAUAUUUUCAAAAUGCAUGCAUCUUAUUUAAUUAAUAUUUCACAUGGAAUGCGGAUGUCGAAAAAGAAUGUCAAUUUCAAGAACGUUUAUCAACCAAUUCAAUCGACUGGACAUAAACAAUCAACUCAUUAUCAAAAUAAUUCUCGUCCACAUUUCAAUCAUAAUAAUCAUCAAUUGCAAACGCAAAAAUCGAGUAAUAUACCAAUAAAUAAUACACCUCAAAAAAUUCAAAUAAUGCCCAGGCCUGAACAAUUCAAUGAAUCACCGAACAAAUUCAAUCAUUCGGAAAAUUCUCGGUUCAAAGCUAUUUCUAAACCGUCAUAUGCUGGUAUUGUUGUUGGUUCUAAUGUUCAAGAACAAUCUUCAAUCGAACAAGGAUUUCAACCUUCCAAUGAGGCUAUUCAUUUUCCGAAUAACCUACCAUUACCACCGAGUUGUUGGUCUUCUGAUGUUUUGGGACAAAUGUUUUCUGGUAUCAACAUAAGACACGCGAAUCCUAAUCAGAUGAACAAUACAACUCCUACAAAAAUCGUAAAUCCAAUAAAAAAUCCUGAAUUACCACCACCACCACCACCUCAUUGGAUCGAAUCAAUAUAUCAUAGAAAAAAGUAAAAAGAUUGGGAGCCCGAUCAAAAUCCACCUAACGAAAAUGAUUAAGUGAGAAUCCAAAAAUAAUCAAUAAUGAUGUAAAAUUUAUUUAGAUGUCAUAUUAUUUUUGAUAAUGAUAAUAAACAAGAAAUUUAACGGAAAUAAACUAAGAUGCUUUGGAUUAUCUAUAUUUAA
Molecule: messenger RNA, 4406 nt
Organism: Dermatophagoides pteronyssinus (European house dust mite)
Lineage: Eukaryota; Metazoa; Arthropoda; Arachnida; Sarcoptiformes; Pyroglyphidae
Product: 5'-3' exoribonuclease 1-like
Biological process (GO): rRNA catabolic process; nuclear-transcribed mRNA catabolic process
Cellular component (GO): nucleus
Molecular function (GO): 5'-3' RNA exonuclease activity; RNA binding
Source: RefSeq, a predicted model, not a curated record